GAAAAUGGCGGAAACAAGGCAAGCGAGCGAGAGGAAAAGGACAAGAAAGCGGAUGAGAGAGGGAGACGGAGGCGCAUCAACACAGCAGGAUUUCCACCUCGCCCAAUUUUUAUUUAUUAGCCGCUACUCGACAAGCCAGAGCGUCGGCUUUUCGCCUUCUUAAACCCUCUUACCUACGCGCUGUCGUCUCACACUCCACUUUCGGCUCUUGCCUCUUCUGCCGCCAUCUCGUCACACUUCCUUCUUCUCCAUGGGGGACGAAGUUUCAGGUUCGCCCCCAGUUCCGAUUUACUCGUCGGCCACCGAGGUUUUGGACAAGCUGAAGGAGAAAUGGAGCGCUGUGAAAAAGCAACCUUACCCGGCCAUGUAUUCCAGCGUGGUCGGUGGGAUAAUUCUUGAUCCAGCGAUGAUGGUUAUCCCCAUGGACGAUCACAUGGUACACAGAGGGCAUGGUGUCUUCGAUACAGCCACGCUUAUGGACGGGUACCUGUAUGAGCUUGGCACUCAUUUGGACAGAUUCUUAAGAUCAGCAUCAAAAGCAAAGAUCAAAUCACCCUUUCCUCGUGAAAUUUUGCAUAAUAUUCUUGUCCAAAUGACGGCGGCAUCAAAAUGUAAAAAGGGAUCAAUUCGAUACUGGCUCAGUGCUGGUCCUGGUAAUUUCUUGUUAUCGCCGGCUGCCUGCCCAGAAGCUGCCUUCUAUGCUGUAGUAAUUGACGAUGACUUUUCUCAGUGCAAGGGAGGUGUCAAAGUCAUUACAUCCACCGUGCCAAUGAAACCUUCUUUAUUUGCUACCGUGAAGAAUGUGAAUUAUCUCCCAAACGUUCUCUCAGUAAUGGAGGCAGAGGAGAAGGGUGCCUGGUCUGCAAUUUGGGUCGAUGAGCAAGGCUACGUAGCAGAGGGCCCUAAUGUUAAUGUUGCAUUCAUAACCAAAAACAAGGAAUUACUGCUUCCAUCGUUUGACAAGAUUCUUAGUGGCUGCACUGCUAAGAGGCUUCUGGCACUAGCUCCCCAAUUGGUAGAGAAAGGUCUUCUAAUAAGUGUUAGCAUUGUUGAUAUAACAGUUGAUAGCGCGAAAGAUUCAGCUGAGAUGAUGUUUGUUGGAAGUUGCCUGCCUAUAUUACCUAUCGUCGAAUGGGAUGAUCGUCCAAUUGGAGAUGGAAAAGUCGGUGAACUCACGCUUGCUCUCUCUGAUCUGCUCUGGGAGGAUAUGCUUGGUGGUCCAGAAAGGAUUCAAGUUCCUUAUUAGUAAAAGGUAUUUGCAUAGCCGAUAUGCAUGUCCUGGUAGUUGGAAUAAUCAAAAAUUGUUCUCCUUGAUUUGUAAGAAACUUUCUGCAGUAUCUAUCUUCUAGUGUUUGUUUAUCCCUAUCCCAGAUGGAUAUUGCAAACCAUCUAGGAACAAGAAUGCAAUAGUGUGGAACAACUUUUGGCUUCAGUGGCUUUCUGAUAUAACAAUCACUUGUCUUGCAUA
This is a messenger RNA of Zingiber officinale, 1468 nucleotides long. RefSeq names its product D-amino-acid transaminase, chloroplastic-like. Gene Ontology annotation, biological process: folic acid biosynthetic process. Lineage: Eukaryota; Viridiplantae; Streptophyta; Magnoliopsida; Zingiberales; Zingiberaceae. The record is from RefSeq and is a predicted model, not a curated record. Gene Ontology annotation, molecular function: 4-amino-4-deoxychorismate lyase activity; pyridoxal phosphate binding. The transcript is spliced from 4 exons. Bases 251 to 1246 code for a protein of 331 amino acids.